Molecule: messenger RNA, 721 nt
Organism: Anneissia japonica
Lineage: Eukaryota; Metazoa; Echinodermata; Crinoidea; Comatulida; Comatulidae
Product: MAM and LDL-receptor class A domain-containing protein 1-like
Exons: 4
Coding region: 5-673 (222 amino acids)
Cellular component (GO): membrane
Source: RefSeq, a predicted model, not a curated record
AAACAUGUACAUUAGCGGAUAUGGCAAAGAACCUGGGCAAGUUGCUCGCCUUAAAACUCCGGCUUUCUCAUCGAAAUACACCUCUUACUGUAUCAGCUUUUCUUACUACAUGAUUGGACCCUAUGUUGGUCAGUUGGAGGUGAUUAUUGAGGAAAAGGUACGUGGUGUCGGUCAACCUAUUAGGAAUUUGUCUGGAAUACAAGGUCUUUACUGGAACAUAGGAUACAUUCAAUUCCAACCAACAGACUCAUUUAAGGUCAUAUUCCAAGCUAUUGUUGGAUCGAAUCCGUCCACUUCUUACAUUGGACUGGAUGAUUUAGAAAUACAAAAUGGAACGUGCCCAUUAACACCAAUGCCAACUCAACCGCCACCUAUAUUUAAAGAAUGUACCUUUGAGUCGAAUCCUGUUCUUUGUGGGUUUACAUCGUUGGAAAGGAAUAGAUGGAGUAAUACAAGAGCAACAUCAUCCAGUCUGCCAAACGAUCAUACUUUGAAUUCAGCUAAUGGUCAUUACAUCUAUUCAUCAAGUGACAAAUCUGUGCUGUAUUCACCAUUCUCACGUCAUCAGGUUCUGAAGCUUGUUUUUCUUUCUGGUAUUUCAUUGCCUCCGGAAAACAAGGAAAAAUUCGGAUAUAUCUUCAACCUUUAUACGGACACAUCAGAGAGCCGCUAGCAGUGAACUAUCAAGGACAUGGUGAUCAAUGGCAUUUGCAAAACGUUC